This is a messenger RNA of Eptesicus fuscus (big brown bat), 3266 nucleotides long. RefSeq names its product diacylglycerol lipase alpha (gene DAGLA). NCBI's taxonomy places the organism in Eukaryota, Metazoa, Chordata, Mammalia, Chiroptera, Vespertilionidae. The transcript is spliced from 20 exons. Gene Ontology annotation, cellular component: dendrite membrane; postsynaptic membrane. Bases 136 to 3216 code for a protein of 1026 amino acids. Gene Ontology annotation, biological process: lipid metabolic process. The record is from RefSeq and is a predicted model, not a curated record.
GCUGCCGGCUUCCUUCCGAGAGAGCCAUGCGUCUUCGAGAGCGUGAGAGAGCGGAUCCCGGCGCAGGCUCCCUGGGGUGACACUGUUCAUGGAGGUGAGCGCCAGGCCUGCUGAGCCUCCGCAGAGCCGCCAGCCAUGCCCGGGAUCGUGGUGUUCCGGCGGCGCUGGUCUGUGGGCAGCGACGACCUCGUGCUGCCCGCCGUCUUCCUCUUCCUCCUGCACACCACCUGGUUUGUGAUCCUGUCCGUGGUGCUCUUCGGCCUGGUCUACAGCCCGCACGAGGCCUGCUCCCUGAACCUGGUGGACCACGGCCGCGGCUACCUGGGCAUCCUGCUGAGCUGCAUGAUCGCCGAGAUGGCCAUCAUCUGGCUGAGCAUGCGCGGCGGCAUCCUCUACACGGAGCCCCGCGAGUCCAUGCAGUACGUGCUCUACGUGCGCCUGGCCAUCCUGGUGAUCGAGUUCAUCUACGCCAUCGUGGGCAUCGUCUGGCUCACUCAGUACUACACCUCCUGCAACGACCUCACGGCCAAGAACGUGACCCUCGGGAUGGUCGUCUGCAACUGGGUGGUCAUCCUCAGCGUCUGCAUCACCGUCCUCUGCGUCUUCGACCCCACGGGCCGCACCUUCGUCAAGCUGCGGGCCACCAAGAGGAGGCAGCGCAACCUGCGGACCUACAACCUCCGGCACCGGUUAGAGGAGGGCCAGGCCACGAGCUGGUCGCGCCGCCUCAAAGUGUUCCUCUGCUGCACCCGGACCAAGGACUCGCAGUCAGAUGCCUACUCGGAAAUCGCCUACCUCUUUGCGGAGUUUUUCCGGGACCUGGACAUUGUGCCCUCGGACAUCAUUGCUGGCCUGGUCCUGCUGCGGCAGCGACAGCGGGCCAAACGCAACGCCGUGCUGGACGAGGCCAACAAUGACAUCCUGGCCUUCCUGUCGGGGAUGCCCGUGACCAGAAACACCAAGUACCUCGACCUCAAGAACUCGCAGGAGAUGCUGCGCUACAAGGAGGUCUGCUACUACAUGCUGUUCGCGCUGGCCGCCUACGGCUGGCCCAUGUACCUGAUGCGGAAGCCCGCCUGCGGCCUCUGCCAGCUGGCCAGGUCCUGCUCGUGCUGCCUGUGCCCCUCCCGGCCCCGGUUUGCGCCCGGCGUCACCAUCGAGGAAGACAACUGCUGCGGCUGCAACGCCAUCGCCAUCCGGCGCCACUUCCUGGACGAGAACCUGACGGCCGUGGACAUCGUCUACACCUCCUGCCACGACGCGGUGUACGAAACCCCCUUCUACGUGGCGGUGGACCAUGACAAGAAGAAGGUGGUGAUCAGUAUUCGGGGAACCCUGUCCCCCAAGGACGCCCUGACGGACCUGACGGGUGACGCCGAGCGCCUGCCCGUGGAGGGCCACCGCGGCACCUGGCUGGGACACAAGGGCAUGGUCCUCUCGGCUGAGUACAUCAAGAAGAAGCUGGAGCAGGAGAUGGUGCUAUCCCAGGCCUUCGGGAGGGACCUGGGCCGCGGAACCAAGCACUACGGCCUGAUUGUGGUGGGCCACUCCCUGGGCGCGGGCACGGCCGCCAUCCUCUCCUUCCUCCUGCGCCCCCAGUACCCCACCCUCAAGUGCUUCGCCUACUCGCCGCCUGGGGGCCUGCUGAGCGAGGACGCCAUGGAGUACUCCAAGGAAUUCGUGACGGCCGUGGUUCUGGGCAAAGACCUUGUCCCCAGGAUCGGCCUGUCCCAGCUGGAGGGGUUCCGCAGACAGCUCCUGGACGUCCUGCAGCGGAGCACCAAGCCCAAAUGGCGAAUCAUCGUGGGAGCCACUAAGUGCAUCCCCAAGUCGGAGCUGCCCGAGGAGGCGGAGGUGACCACCACGGCCAACGCGCGGCUCUGGACCCACCCCAGCGACCUGACCAUCGCCCUGUCGGCCAGCACCCCCCUCUACCCGCCCGGCCGCAUCAUCCACGUGGUGCACAACCACCCCGCGGAGCAGUGCUGCUGCUGCGAGCAAGAGGAGCCCACGUAUUUCGCCAUCUGGGGCGACAACAAGGCCUUCAACGAGGUGAUCAUCUCCCCGGCCAUGCUGCACGAGCACCUCCCCUACGUGGUCAUGGAGGGGCUCAACAAGGUGCUGGAGAACUACAACAAGGGGAAGACGGCCUUGCUCUCUGCUGCCAAGGUCAUGGUGAGCCCCACCGAGGUGGACCUCACUCCCGAGCUCAUCUUCCAGCAGCAGCCGCUGCCCACCGGGCCGCCCGUGCCUGCCGGCCUCGCCCUGGAGCUGCCCCCCCCAGACCACCGGAACAGCAGCGCCAGAAGCAAGUCCCAGUCGGAGGUGAGCCUGGAGGGCUUCUCGGAGGGGCGGCUGCUGUCCCCGGUGGCUGCAGCCGCGGCCGCGCGCCAGGACCCCGUGGAGCUGCUGCUGCUGUCCACGCAGGAGCGGCUGGCGGCCGAGCUGCAGGCGCGGCGGGCGCCGCUGGCCACCAUGGAGAGCCUGUCGGACACGGAGUCCCUGUACAGCUUCGACUCGCGCCGCUCCUCCGGCUUCCGCAGCAUCCGCGGCUCGCCCAGCCUGCACGCCGUGCUGGAGCGCGACGAGGGCCACCUCUUCUACAUCGACCCCGCCAUCCCCGAGGAGAACCCGUCCCUGAGCUCCCGCACCGAGCUGCUGGCCGCCGACUCCCUGUCCAAGCACUCCCAGGACACCCAGCCCCUGGAGGCCGCCCCGGGCAGCGGGGGCGCCACCCCCGAGCGGGAGGAGGAGGGGGGCGGCGGGGGGGCGCCCCGCGGAGAGCUGGCGCUGCACAACGGGCGCCUGGGGGACUCGCCCAGCCCGCAGGUGCUGGAGUUCGCCGAGUUCAUCGACAGCCUCUUCAACCUGGACAGCAAGAGCGGCUCCUUCCAGGACCUGUACUGCAUGGUGGUGCCGGAGAGCCCCACCAGCGACUACGCCGAGGGCCCCAGGUCCCCCAGCCAGCAGGAGAUCCUGCUCCGGGCCCAGUUCGAGCCCAACCUGGUGCCCAAGCCCCCGCGGCGCUUUGCGGGCUCCGCCGACCCCUCCUCGGGCAUCUCGCUGUCGCCCUCCUUCCCGCUCAGCUCCUCGGGGGAGCUCAUGGACCUGACGCCCACCAGCCUCAGCAGCCUGGACAAGAUCCGGACUCCCACCCCGCCCGGCCGCGGGGCCGGCCCCGCCCAGCAGGAGGACCUGGCCAUCUCGGCACGCUAGCCCCCCACCCCCGCCCCCCAGCGCCUGCGCCAGAGCCGGCGGCCCCUCGG